This is a messenger RNA of Parasteatoda tepidariorum (common house spider), 673 nucleotides long. It is a transcript of the gene Nedd8, whose product is annotated as Nedd8 ubiquitin like modifier. Gene Ontology annotation, molecular function: protein binding. The record is from RefSeq and is a predicted model, not a curated record. NCBI's taxonomy places the organism in Eukaryota, Metazoa, Arthropoda, Arachnida, Araneae, Theridiidae.
GUGCCAACCUACCAUCUCUACUGGAUCAGCCUAGGUCAAAUAAACUGAAAAAUUAAAAUAUACAGUUUCUGAAAGUUGGCAAUGCUUUUACCAUAAAACCAUAAUAAAUUUUUGCAAAUCUGCCCGGUUUAUGAUAUUUGUGUGUAAUUUUUUGAUAAACUCUUCUUUAUCUAUUAAAAUUGACAGUAAUAUUAACACCUAGUAAAAAUGCUUAUCAAAGUAAAGACAUUGACUGGAAAGGAAAUUGAAAUUGACAUAGAACCUACUGAUAAAGUUGAAAGGAUUAAAGAGAGAGUUGAAGAGAAAGAAGGUAUUCCUCCUGCUCAACAAAGGCUGAUUUUUAGUGGCAAACAAAUGAGUGAUGACAAAACAGCAGCAGACUAUAAAGUCACUGGUGGUUCUGUUUUACAUUUAGUUUUAGCCCUAAGAGGUGGACACAUAUGUGUGCAAAACUAUAUCUAGUUACCAUGGAUUAUGCUUAAUAAAUUAUUCUGGAACUUGCCUUUUGUUUGCCCCUCUUUCAUGCUCAGUUUUGCAUUGUCAGUAUCUGAAGCUGAAUUCAAGCAAUUGGCUUUUUAUGUUAAUUUGUUUUGUCAUUUCCUCGUGAAAUUUCCAUGUAUGUUUGUUAUAACUUUCUUAAUAUAAUGUAAUAAAUUGAAAAUGUUUAAUUUUA